AUGAGUAAUUGGCUUAAUACUUGUGUAGGUAUUGAUAGAGCAAUGGCAGUUUUUCAAGGAACUAACUUUAAUAAGAAAAGAAGUCGAUGUAUUGCACGAUGGAUUAUUUGUCUUUUACCAUUUCUUAUUUUAAGUUCAAUGAUUUAUGAAUUUAUUAAUCGCGAUUUGUUUGAUGAUUAUGAAGAACGACGUGUUUGGUGUGUAGUUCGUUAUUCUAAAUCAAUUGAACUAUAUACGAAUAUCGUUCAAUAUUUUCAUUUUAUUGCUCCGUUUUUAGCGAAUUUAAUUUCAGCUAUUUUUAUUAUUGUAUAUAUAACUCGUCUAAAAACGACUGUUCAAUCUCAAUUCAGUUCUCAACAACAAUUACUCAAUCAAAUCAACCAGCACAAACAACUUGUUAUCAGUCCUAUUAUCUUAGCCAUUCUAUUAUUUCCUCGUUUUCUCUUUUCAUUAUUAUCAACAUGUAUUAAAUCAUCUCAAAAUCCUUGGUUGUAUCUUUGCGGUUAUUUUGUUUCAUUCAUUCCAUCAUCUUUUAUCUUCGUCAUAUUUGUUUUACCAUCGACUUUCUAUAGGAAAGAAUUCAUAAAAACAAUUACUACUUGGCGGCAACGAUUUAUGAGAGCUAUUAGAGCUUGGCAUUAA
This is a messenger RNA of Adineta steineri, 642 nucleotides long. The record is from the annotation of a GenBank genome assembly. Lineage: Eukaryota; Metazoa; Rotifera; Eurotatoria; Adinetida; Adinetidae.